Messenger RNA from Camelina sativa (false flax), 1391 nucleotides. RefSeq names its product purine permease 2. The record is from RefSeq and is a predicted model, not a curated record. Gene Ontology annotation, cellular component: membrane. Gene Ontology annotation, molecular function: purine nucleoside transmembrane transporter activity. Lineage: Eukaryota; Viridiplantae; Streptophyta; Magnoliopsida; Brassicales; Brassicaceae.
CCAGGCGCCCACUACUACUAGUGUGUAUAUAAGCUUUACCAUACGUUUCCACCUGAAGUCAACAACAAACUCAUUCAGUCUUUGAUGGGAUACCAGACACACCAAUACUAGACAAGGACAAGCACAUACAAAUUGGCUGAGGAAGAAGAAAAUGGUGAUGAAGAUGAAGAGCGUUCGUGUGAUCAUAAACUGUAUAUUCCUAGCAAUUGGAAGCUGUGGAGGCCCUCUAAUGUUGCGUCUCUACUUCCACAACGGUGGCGAAAGGAUCUGGUUUUCUAGCUUCCUCCAAACUGUAGGUUGUCCUCUUAUCCUCUUCCCUCUUCUCUUUUCCUUCCUUAGCCGUCGUCGCCUUGAAGAACAAGAAAAGACUUCACUUUUCCUCAUGAAACCUCCUCUCUUCAUCGCCUCUGUCGUCGUUGGUCUGCUCAUGGGCUUUGACAAUUACCUCUACUCUUACGGACUAGCUUAUAUCCCUGUUUCAACUGCGUCUCUGAUCAUUUCCGCGCAGUUAGGCUUCACUGCUCUCUUUGCCUUUUUCAUGGUGAAGCAAAAGUUCACACCUUUCACUAUAAACGCCAUCGUUUUGCUCACUGUUGGUGCCGUAGUCCUUGCCUUUAACUCUGAUAGUGACAAGCUUGCGAACGAGACACACAAGGAGUACGUUGUUGGGUUCCUCAUGACCGCUGGUGCAGCUCUUCUCUACGCGUUUAUAUUGCCCCUCGUGGAGCUUGCUUACAAGAAAUCUCGUCAACGAGUCACGUAUACGCUCGUGCUCGAGUUCCAGAUGGUCUUGUGCUUUGUUGCUACUUGCUUCUGCCUCGUGGGGAUGCUAGCUUCUGGUGAUUUCAAGGUGAUAGCAAGAGAGGCAAGAGAGGCAAGAGACUUUAAGCUUGGAGAGUCUUUGUACUAUGUGGUGGUUGUGUUCACGGCCGUGAUCUGGCAAGCGUUUUUCGUGGGAGCUAUUGGGUUGAUCUUCUGUGUAUCGUCUCUGGUCUCUGGAAUUAUGGUUAGUGCUCUGCUUCCGGUGACGGUGGUCUUGGCUGUCAUUUGCUUCCAGGAGAAGUUUCAGGCGGGGAAAGGUGUUGCUUUGGCUCUCUCCCUCUGGGGAUCCGUCUCUUACUUCUAUGGACAGAUUAAAUCCGAGGAGAAGACCAAGGCUCAGGAGACGCAACUGUCUCAGCUUCCAGUUACUGAUUCUGUAACUUAAAAGCAACGUAACAUGUUACAGUUGGUUUUACUAAUGAUGUCUGUAAAAAAAAAACAAAGUCAAUUUCUGAAAUACAACAUCUAUUGAGUUGUGAGUUGCUGCUGAUACAAUAAAAGAUGUAAUUUAUAGAACUUGAGUUGAAAUCUUUUAAGCAAAUGUCAUUUGACGAACUGGUCCAGUAUUA